Nomia melanderi (Alkali bee) is the source of this 2578-nucleotide messenger RNA. RefSeq names its product elongation factor 1-alpha F2 (gene EF1a-F2). Gene Ontology annotation, molecular function: GTP binding; translation elongation factor activity; GTPase activity. Gene Ontology annotation, biological process: translational elongation. NCBI's taxonomy places the organism in Eukaryota, Metazoa, Arthropoda, Insecta, Hymenoptera, Halictidae. The record is from RefSeq and is a predicted model, not a curated record.
CAAUAUCUUGCCAUCUACAAAAUGGCUGCCAGUUCCGUUCUGGAAUAUUCAGACGUCGCCACGUGGAUGUUAGAUGGACACCUGCUGCAUUUUUAGCAUUUUUUUCUUAAAAUACAAACAAAUUUAUAUAAUUUUGACACCAGUUAGUUUCGACAAAAUUAUAAGUAACCAGUAAUCUCGUAAAAACUUCAAAAUGGGUAAGGAGAAGAUUCAUAUUAACAUUGUCGUUAUUGGACACGUCGAUUCCGGCAAGUCCACCACGACUGGACAUUUGAUUUACAAAUGUGGUGGUAUCGAUAAACGUACCAUUGAGAAGUUCGAGAAGGAAGCCCAAGAGAUGGGUAAGGGAUCCUUUAAAUAUGCUUGGGUAUUGGACAAACUGAAGGCUGAACGUGAACGUGGUAUCACCAUUGAUAUUGCCUUGUGGAAAUUUGAAACCUCUAAAUACUAUGUUACUAUUAUUGAUGCUCCUGGACACAGAGAUUUCAUCAAAAAUAUGAUUACUGGUACAUCUCAGGCCGAUUGUGCUGUAUUGAUUGUGGCUGCUGGUACUGGUGAAUUCGAAGCUGGUAUUUCGAGAAAUGGACAAACUCGUGAGCAUGCUUUGCUCGCUUUUACUUUGGGUGUCAAGCAACUGAUCGUUGGUGUGAACAAGAUGGAUUCUACUGAACCACCAUACUCUGAGGCUCGAUUUGAGGAAAUCAAGAAAGAAGUAUCGUCCUACAUUAAGAAAAUUGGUUACAACCCUGCUGCUAUUGCAUUUGUGCCAAUUUCCGGUUGGCAUGGAGAUAACAUGUUGGAAGUUUCUUCCAAGAUGCCUUGGUUUAAGGGAUGGGCUGUAGAGCGCAAAGAAGGUAAAGCAGAAGGAAAAUGCCUUAUUGAAGCGCUUGAUGCCAUUCUUCCACCUACAAGACCUACAGACAAGGCUUUGCGUCUUCCUCUUCAGGAUGUGUACAAAAUUGGUGGUAUUGGAACAGUACCAGUGGGUCGUGUCGAAACUGGUGUUUUGAAACCAGGUAUGGUCGUCACAUUUGCUCCAGCUGGUCUUACCACUGAAGUUAAGUCGGUUGAAAUGCACCACGAAGCUCUCCAAGAAGCUGUUCCUGGUGACAACGUUGGUUUCAACGUGAAGAACGUAUCUGUCAAAGAAUUGCGUCGUGGUUAUGUAGCUGGUGAUUCAAAGAACAAUCCACCUAAAGGUGCUGCUGAUUUCACUGCACAGGUUAUCGUGCUGAACCAUCCAGGCCAAAUCUGCAAUGGAUACACUCCAGUAUUGGAUUGUCACACUGCGCACAUUGCGUGUAAAUUCCUUCAAAUCAAAGAAAAAUGUGACCGUCGUUCCGGAAAAACUACUGAAGAAAAUCCAAAGGCCAUCAAAUCCGGAGAUGCUGCUAUUGUCACGCUUGUUCCAAGCAAACCUAUGUGUGUUGAGGCUUUCCAAGAGUUUCCACCCUUGGGACGUUUUGCUGUUCGUGACAUGCGUCAAACGGUGGCUGUAGGUGUCAUCAAAGCUGUCAAUUUCAAGGACGCUACGGGCAAGGUCACCAAGGCUGCCGAGAAGGCCCAGAAAAAGAAAUAACUAGUUUCCGUACAUGUGUAUCCCAAGAUGGGCGUCGGCGUAUAGUAGCUGAAGUAGUUUACCUUCUUUCUUCACGUUCCUCGCGCGAGAAUAAUGGUAUCUUAUUGCCAUCGCAGGCUGCAAUAUUUUCUACGAAGUCGCAAUCCAUGAUGAAGAAUAAUAGGAUUGAUAAAGAUACACGACGACUGGCUUUUCGUCUACAUGAAGUAGCACGUUCGCCGCACUUCUUUAACAUUCACAUAUUUCGUUUAUCAAAAUGGUUGCUCCGUCACUUUUCCCAUCGCAAAGAAUUUCGUAGGAAAGGUCUGCAGUUGACGAUGGUGAGCUAGCAAUCCUACUCACUUCUCGUAUGUCCGAGUUCCAUGAAAAAAGAAAGUAAACUACGAGAGUUACUUCCAACAUCUGUUUCACAAGAACAUCAACAGACAUCAUAAUUUAGCUCGGCUUAAUUAUAUUUUCUAAUUAUUAUACGGAAAUAAAUCCUAUAUCUGCGAUAUUCGAGAAAUUUCAUUAUUUUUUUGUCGUCGUUAUUACUAAUUAUCAUUGUCAUCCUUAUCGUAUAGAUGUUCCGAAAGUGAAUUAUUUUCAGUAAAGGAAUUAAUUUUAAUUAGCAUUUAACGUUUUUCACCAUAAAUCUUAUACGUCGGCGCGAAAGUAGGCAGUGAGAAACAAUCUGUAGUUCCAAUGCAGAUUUAAUGGGGAAAUGGGACCUGCUUUUUUAUUACUUUUCAAUUACCUGACUCGAUAAGGAAUUGAACUGCUGAAGAUAUAUACACAACAAAACACUUUUCUACGAGAUAUUUCUUUACAAAUAUUUACCUUUUUACACAUUCUAUAUUGAAGAGAGUAUGUGCGAAGAUAUACGAUUGGUCUGCAAUGGUUCCAUACUUUUGCCCGCGUUUUUCCUACAAUCGUAAUUGGUUAACAACGGUUUUCUGUACAUACCUAUAAAUAACAGUAAUAACGAAUGAAAGUGAAUAAAAGGAGCUACGGAAACAA